UAUACUAUUAUAGGACCUAAUUUAAACGGUUUUAUAUAGUUUAUGGGUGAAGAUUUCUAAUAUUAGGAUUUAGGAAUAUCUCCUAAACUCGAUGUAAAGUCGAGGGACGACGGUCGAACUUGUUCCAAGAAAAAAUAAAAAGAAGAAAUUCGCGUGAGAUCCUGGCCCACCCCGAACCGAAGUCCAGAUUUGGCGGGAAGGCAACGACCGGUUCCCGCGCUCGUCCUCUUCCUCCUCAGCCUCACGCGUGGAUCCGAGCUCUGCGUAGGCCUGCCUUCCUUCCUCCUCCGCCUCUCGUCCAUCCAAAGACGGAAGAACGGUUUCGUCGUCUGCGAAAGCUAGCCCUAGCGAGCAGAGGUAGAGAUUUCGGAAACCAAAGCACACGCACGCGCACGCGCCGCCGCCGCCGCGAGGAGAGCCUCGAUCGGAUCGGUGCGUGGUCGAAGAUGAACGAUGCCGACGUCGGGAAGCAGAUCCACCAGAUGGUGCGGUUCAUCCUGCAGGAGGCCGAGGAGAAAGCCAGCGAGAUCUCGGUCGCCGCAGAGGAGGAGUUCAACAUAGAGAAGCUGCAGCUGGUGGAGUCGGAGAAGCGGCGGAUCCGGCAGGAGUACGAGCGCAAGGUGAAGCAGGUGGACGUCGGGAGGAAGAUCGAGUACUCGACGCAGCUGAACGCGGCGCGCAUCAAGGUGCUGCAGGCGCAGGACGGCGUGGUGGGCGAGAUGAAGGAGGACGCCGGCAGGGGGCUCCUCCGCGUUACCAAGGACGCCACCGCCUACAGGAAGGUCCUCAAGGGCCUCGUCGUCCAGAGCCUGCUCCGGCUGAGGGAGCCGUCGGUGGUGCUGCGGUGCCGGGAGGCGGACCGCGGGCACGUCGAGUCGGUGCUGGAGGUGGCGAAGAAGGAGUACGCCGAGAAGGCCAAGGUGAACCUCCCCAAGAUCCUCAUCGACGGCAAGGUCUACCUCCCGCCGCAGAUGAACACCCGCGACGCCCAUGGCCCGUCUUGCUCUGGAGGAGUGGUGCUUGCGUCGCAGGAUGGCAAGAUCGUCUGCGACAACACGUUGGAUGCGAGGGUGGAGGUCUCUUUCAAGCAAAAGCUUCCUGAGAUCAGGAAGAAGCUCUUCAGCCAGAAAGUGUCACAAUAAGCUUUUCUCUUUUCGGUUUCUUGAUAUUCAGGAAUAAACCAGACGCCGGUUCGCAACAUGUAUAUUUUUGUUGAAGAUUUGCUCCGGUCCAACAAAAAGUACCUCGAAAUACCGGUAUCUUGAGGUA
This is a messenger RNA of Oryza brachyantha (malo sina), 1269 nucleotides long. RefSeq names its product V-type proton ATPase subunit E-like. Gene Ontology annotation, molecular function: proton-transporting ATPase activity, rotational mechanism. The record is from RefSeq and is a predicted model, not a curated record. Gene Ontology annotation, cellular component: proton-transporting two-sector ATPase complex, catalytic domain. The transcript has 6 exons. NCBI's taxonomy places the organism in Eukaryota, Viridiplantae, Streptophyta, Magnoliopsida, Poales, Poaceae. Gene Ontology annotation, biological process: proton transmembrane transport. The coding region runs from base 447 to 1142 and encodes 231 amino acids.